Messenger RNA from Aspergillus glaucus CBS 516.65, 1075 nucleotides. RefSeq lists its product as uncharacterized. The transcript has a single exon. The record is from RefSeq and is a predicted model, not a curated record. NCBI's taxonomy places the organism in Eukaryota, Fungi, Ascomycota, Eurotiomycetes, Eurotiales, Aspergillaceae. The annotation marks the transcript as partial.
GUAGAUUCAAGACGAAUAUUGUCCGAACGCGCUGAUUGGAGUACGAGUUACAUAAACAAGCAAUGUGCAAUUGGAAGAACAGAGGAGCUGAAGAAAAUUUACUUUGAGAUCCCGUGAAUCUGGGAACGACUACAACGAGCCGUUAUCCAAGUACCUUCACAGAACGGCAGAGGGAAAGAUGAAUAUCGUCUCAGCGGCGUGGCGCUCAGUGGGGACUGGAAUUACACUGACAGGUAUCACAUGUCGUGGAAAGUCCCGAACGAUCCUGGGAAGUUCAUCUUGGGGCAUCCUAAAAGGUGGCCCGAGGAGCCCAUGUCAAUUGAUUCAGUAAACGCAUCAACGUAUAUUAUGAAAGCUUACCCUAUACACGAGCGGUGCUGGGAAUUGAGGACCCGGAUUCUUGACGUUGACCUGAUUGAAAAGAAUUUUGAUCUGUUUAUCAGGGCUCAAAAGAAACACAGCAGAGAGAAUGGUCUUGUAAAAGGAUUCUUGAUUGAUGAGAAGCGCUAUUGGAGAGCCCCAGAUGAAGAGCACAAAAAUCUAUCUUGGACUGACCCCAAGGAAUAUGCCAGGAUCUGCGAGAAGAAAAUGAGUCGUAUCGAGGGCUGUCUCGACCUCCCCUGCGCACCAAGGGAUUCCUUCAACAUCCCCGAACUGCGGGAUCUUCUCAACCAUUCGGAGAAGCUCCAACGGCCAAAGACAAAGAAGGAAGUGCAAAGAAGAUUAGAACCAGAACUAGCGAAAAUCGCGGCCCAGGAACCAGGUAGCUAUUCAAGUCCAACAAAUUUCAGAGUUCCAGUUGAUAUUAUUUUCAUGAUCAUGGAUUACCUUCAUGAAGAUAAUGAUACCUACGCUCUAAUCUGUCUGUUUCUGGUGUGGAGGUCCAUGAUUUCGCAAGCAGCCUGGCGAAGGAAAUGUAUCAAAGACCUCCUACUGGUGGAACCACUUCCACACGUUAAUGAACUAGACUGGCGCUAUCUUUACUUCAAAUCCAAUCCAUCUACCUCUGUUCGCAAGUGCACUGGCCAGUGGCAUGACCUUGAAGAUAUUAUUUAUGAAUGGCAGAAUACACUCA